Messenger RNA from Acipenser ruthenus (sterlet), 2624 nucleotides. Its product is annotated as CD276 antigen-like. The record is from RefSeq and is a predicted model, not a curated record. Bases 102 to 1187 code for a protein of 361 amino acids. The transcript is spliced from 3 exons. NCBI's taxonomy places the organism in Eukaryota, Metazoa, Chordata, Actinopteri, Acipenseriformes, Acipenseridae.
UUAGAUAUUCUGAGUCCGGCUUAUCCAGUCAGUCAGUCAGUCGGUCUGGUAGAACUGGAAGCUGCGUGUUUGUGGAUCGUGUGCUCUCAGGUGUUGAAGAGAUGCAGACGGAGCGUGCAAAGAGGAUGGACUCUGCAGGAGAAGAAGCGCCCCUGAAUUCACCUGAGCUGCCCUGGAACCAGCUCUAUUUGAAGAGAAGGACCGAGUCCAGGAUCCAGUUAAGGAGGAGAGUGUGCUUCACUGGCCCUGCUGCUGCUGUUACCGGGGUAUUGGCAGUCCUCAUACUGGCUGCUGGCAGUGUGAGCAGCGACAGUGAGUUUGUGAAAGUCCCGAGCUCAGUGAACUGUACUGAGGGGCAGGACUGUAUCCUGAGCUGCACCUUCAACUACACAGCUGGGGGCUGGGAUGAGAAGUCAGGUGUGAUCUGGAGACAAGCAGAAACGGACCACAUCGUUCACAGUUACUAUAACAACACAGACCAGCUUGCCGGUCAGUUCCCUCAGUAUGUGAACAGGACCAGCUUGUUUGAUUCUGAGCUGCAGCGCGGGAACGCAUCACUGCUGCUGAGGAGAGUCAGGGAGGAAGAUGCUGGGAAAUACACGUGCUUCGUUAAGGGUACUAGACUGUCCGGGUCGGGCCUGACUGAGGUAGUCGUGGUUCCGGCUCCACCCACAACAGCACCAGCUCAUGUGACAGUCCCGAUCUCAGUGAAGUGUACUGAGGGGCAGGACUGUAUCCUGAGCUGCACCUUCUACUACACAGCUGGAGGCUGGGAUGAGAAGUCAGGUGUGAUCUGGAGAAGAGCAGAAACGGACCACAUCGUUCACAGUUACCAUGACAACACGGACCAGCUUGCCGAUCAGUUCCCUCAGUAUGUGAACAGGACCAGCCUGUUUGAUUCUGAGCUGCAGUGCGGGAACGCUUCACUGCUGCUGAGGAGAGUCAGGGAGGAAGAUGCUGGAGAAUACAGGUGCUUCGUUUCCACUCCUAGACUGUCCGGGUCGGCCCUGACUGAGGUAGUCGUGGUUCCGGCUCAACGACACCACUGGUGGGGUUUAGGAGCAGUUCUUCUUUGUGUGAUUGCAGGGCUCUGUGUCAGUCUGUGGCUCUAUAAAAACACACAGGUCACAGCUGGAAAUCCAACAAGGCUUCUAGUCCAGCACAGGCAGUGCCGUUAUCAGCCGUGAUCGAGGAGCCCAGUGAAGUCUGACCGCUCCCCUGCACUGCUCAAUAUACCCAGUUUAAUACAAGUUCCCAAAACGAAAUAGUCACUUUGAAUUAGAAAACGUGAUCAGUGUUGAAGAGAAAUUUUAAAAAUCCCAUUGUUUCCCAAGACAAUUGAACUAUAAUCUGUACUCUCGUUGUCUUUGCACGAUAUCAGAACAAUCCAGCAAAUAGAUACAGUAGUUUAUUCAACAUGACAUUAACCUCUUCAGCUCCAGGAUGCACAUCAAAGGAAAGAGCACUUGCAUUACCAUGCUUUUAAAAUUAACUAUAAAAGCAAUAAGUAUUAGCUUUAUCAAAACAUAUGUUAUUUAUUGUUCAGCCUCAAACUUGUACAUUUGAUAAGCAUGAACAAACCAUGGAAAAUGAGCCAGCAAAGCAUCUUCAUUGCAAAACAACCUCUUGAAAUACUAUUAAUAGGAAAAUAAGGAAUCUGUGUAAAUAUGAAGAAAUAAGUUUAUACUGUGGGCUCACAACACACUCACAAUGCUUAAACUGGUAAAGACAUAAAUAUUUCCAAGCCUUAAAAAACGUGCAACAAUAUUCACAGUAUAACUCUAUGUAACAGUUUUUUGUUAAUAAAAAUUACAUUUGUCUAUUUUGUAGUAUCAGCUAUUCUUGCAGCAGUUCUUAGUUACCUGGUUAAUUGUUUAAGUGCUUUUAUUGCAAAGCUCUGGUUCUCAUUUAAUUAAUUAGCUUUGUUUCAUUAAGCCAUUUGACCAAUUUCUUGAUAACCGGCUCCUGACUGGUUUAGAGAAGCAGUUUUUGUGGAGAGAGAAGGGUGUGGCGUUUGUUAGAAACCUAUUCUAAUCGACUGUGUUUUGAAGAAGAAAGAGAACACUCAGGAAAGAAAGAGUAUCUAAGACUUUAAUCCUGAUUAUAAUUAACUUCUUGAGCUGAGUUUAUUUUUGUCUGCCCUGGGCAAGGACAGUUUCAAUGAGGACAUUAUUUCUUUCUCUUUUUGGACCUUUGCAUUGGUUUUGGGUGAAUUCUGCCCUGUGGAGACGGCCUCCAGUUGGACUAUUUGUUCUUCAUAUCGAUUGCACAUAUUUAUUUUCAUUGUGAAUGUGUUUUUCUUUAUUUGAUUUCUUUGGCAGACUCACACCCAGUAUUUCUAUUUCUGUUUUGUUGUUCUCCACACCUCAAAACACAUUUAUCACAGUGAUUCCUGUCUUACUCUGCAUUUUUGUAUUGGUUUCUAGGACUCAGCUCACCUGCCUUUUAAUUGUUUGUAUUUAUAGGUAGGAAUACAAUUUCUAUCAACUACUUAAAAUAAUUGAUUUUCCGCCCGAGUUGAGAUUGUUUACAAUUUUACUUUUUACAAAAAAAAUGUUUUUUGAUUCUUUUUUAUGCUUAAUUUUGUAUGUGGUGUAAAUAAAAAAUAUUUAAAAAAUCUUGAA